Messenger RNA from Osmerus eperlanus (European smelt), 3361 nucleotides. RefSeq lists its product as uncharacterized. The record is from RefSeq and is a predicted model, not a curated record. NCBI's taxonomy places the organism in Eukaryota, Metazoa, Chordata, Actinopteri, Osmeriformes, Osmeridae. Bases 732 to 2561 code for a protein of 609 amino acids. Gene Ontology annotation, molecular function: ubiquitin-protein transferase activity. The transcript is spliced from 11 exons.
GAAAAUGGUUACCCUUCUAUCCAUAUCCUAUCCACAUCGGGUAAUUUGUUUUACACACCUGUUGUAAAUUCACGCUGUUGUAGCGCAAGCAGCGAAUGGCUUCCUCAUGUCUAAUUCAAGGUAUGCGCCUCACAUUUUUGUUUAAAUUCUACCUAAACGUCUGAUGUGCAGCAACGUGAUUUCGUUUUGAGCAGGCAGUAUAUAUAAAGCGUAACUAUUUUUUGUAUUUUUACAACAUAUUGAUUUCGAGACACGCGACGACCCACAAGUAAUUACUGCAUCGAUCUACGAACGCAUCCAUUUUUCCUGGGCUGAUUCUGUUCAAUGUUGUAAUCAUUGAACAAAAAAACACGUUUUAAUCUUCUGAGCCAAACCGGUAUUUUACUCUUGUAGUCAAUCGUCCUCCUCCUCCCAUUGCCCUCCAGACCUUGUCUGGACAAAUCCCUUCAGUGACAGGAUGAAACUUACUAAUCAUUGGGGAUCAAUGAGGUCACAGAAGUAAGAACAAAGGGCAUUUGGCUAAAGUUUGACUUCUAAUCAAGAGUGGGUGGGGGAGUCAGUCGUUGGAGUGCUAUGUGUGUCCAUAGUCUGUUCCACUCUGAAUUACCUCAUCAAAUGGGCCAGUAGCGAAGCUGAUUAAGGGACAAUUUACAGUAGGAAGGGGAGGGAGACAGUGGGCCAGCCAGAAGGAAACACCGGUCAGGAAAGGAAGAACCAGCCUGCCUUGAUUAAUGGAAGUCAUGAGACAUAGAGCAGGCCCCAGAACGGAUAGCAUAAAUGAGAGGGAGGUGAAGGUGAAAGAAAAGAGAGCGACGGUCAUGAUAUUGAUGGAGAACAUUGAGAUGAAGCUGUUUGCCUUUGAGGCCCCGUCACAAGUGGGUCAACUGCAGGAAUCCCAGUUUAAUGACCCGGACCCAAGCCCAGGCCCUGAAGAGCCUUACCUUGAACACCCCCUGGUGCCUCUAAAUGAGAUUGUGACAGAGCCUGUUGAUAAACAAAAUCCCAGGAACACUACAGAAUCUCCGUCACUCACCAGGAUGGAGAACAAGGGACCACAGCCCCCUAUGAUGAAGAUGGAUAACGUUGAGAUAGAGAUGGAGGUGUUUCCGUAUACAGGGAUGACUGAGGAGGACCUGGUGGACAGAUGGUCUCGCGCCUCUUCGACCCAAGGAGCGCCCACACCCGAGGCCCCCCACAGCCCUCCCACCAAGCUGAAGUGGAGGAGGUCGGUGCCCGAGAAGAGGGGUCUGGUGGUGAAGGACGUCGUCUGUCUGCCCAGCGGGCACCCUCGGGGCCAGGAGCUCAGUCACAUCGUGCCCUGGGGCGGGGAGAGGGCAGAGCUGGAAGCCCUGGGCCUCGUUACCAGGAUGUCCAUUGACGACUCCUGGAGUGCCCAUGAGAUGGAGAGUCGGCUGGCUUCUCUAUUCAAGAGACGGUUCUCCAGCAAACAAGGGCAGGCGGUCUCCUUUACCUACCUCAAGUGUCUGCAGGGCUCUCGGGUGUUAUUUAUCCCUGACUUACCGCCUCAGUCGGAUUGGACUGGGAAGCAGGUACUGAAGAUCACAGGACACGGACCCCUCUAUGUCCUCUGUCACCAUGACUACACUGAGACAAAAAGUGACUGUGUGGCUGACAGGGCUCAAACUUUGAAAAGACAGGAGUUAUGUUUGGAUGCCAAUAAAGAUGGUAUACAUGACGUUAACCCUCGGGAUGAAAUUAGGGUAUCCCGUUUAUCUACCCCCACUGUUGAAGAGUCUUUCCAGGAGACUUUGGAAGUAGAUGCCAUCCUCAGACUGUUCAGGGAACAGAACAUGACCGCAGAUGUCCAGACCCAUUUCCAUGUGCCGAGGUCGGCAAUCCUCAGCAGUGCCUUCGCAGCCUUGAAGAAUCCCUCCUUCAGCUUCAGGACGACUCCCAUCCUCCACCUCGUCGGAGAGGAGGACCAAGGCCACGACGGGUCGCUCGGAGAGUUCUUUAGACUGGCUCUGCUGGAGGUGCAGGAGAGCUCCCUACUGGAGGGCCAACCGGGCCUUCUGUUGAUGACCUAUGACCUGGUCGCCUUGGAAGAAAGGCGCUACUUUGCUGCUGGAGCACUGGUGGGCUGGUCGCUGUGCCAUGGAGGACCAGGCCUGCGCUGCCUUCACCCGGCCCUCUACCAGCUCAUGUGUGGCCACAACCCCUCAUUGGAGGACUUCGACUGGAGGGAGGUGGCGGAUGCAGACAUUCAGGUCCAACUGCAACAGCUACUGAAUUGUGGCUCAGUCCAGAAGCUCAGUCCCAGCCAGUGUGAGUGGGUGGCAGGCUGUGGCCUCCCAGAGAUCUACACAGCCCACACCAAAGAGCUUCCCUCCAUCUAUGCUUGUGUGGUCGAACACUACAUCUACCACAGGCUGGAUAGCAUGAUCUCACAGUUUACAGAGGGUGUGAACAGCUGCGGUGGUCUAUGGGAUAUCAUGAAAGCUCACUCUGUGGCCUUCCUGCCUGUCAUGACAAACACCUCAGAGCCUGUGUCUCUCUCGAGAUGUUCCAGGUCUCCUCGACUCUCCCAGAAUCUGAUCUGACAGCCUCUGAGAGCACCAUCACCUGUUGGGAAACUUUCCUCAUGAGAACCAGACCACCUUCUCCUUUGAGGACCUCCUUGCCGUCAUCACAGGAGCAGAUCAUGUUCCUCCAUUGGGCUUAUCAAGGGACCUCAUUCACCCAUUCUCUAGCCAGGACCCACACACGAUCAGUGUGCAUCUGCCCUACACCACCACCACCAUGGAGCAGCACCUUCUACGGAGAAUAACCACUCCGCCUGGCCUUAAGGACCUGUUGAUGAAGGCUGUAAACAAGUCUUGAGGCUCUGGACAAAUUCUGAUCAGCUACACUUUUAACUCACUUUGAAAUGGUGGUCGACCCAACAUAACUAUACGUUUCCUGUGCACCAAUCACAUUCUCAAAUGACAGUGGCUCUUCAAAAGUGUCAGUGUGAGUUAUUUUAAGACAUCAUAUGAAGGCAACAUUGUUUCGUAAAUUGAAAUUUGAUGCAUUGUAUGUUGUAAUGUCAGCCCAUGGGGUAUUUUAUCAUAUUAAUAUUUCAAAAUAAUUUCAUACUUCAAUGUUUUUUAUUUUUAAAACUAAGACUGAAUUAAAACGUUUUUUUUAAAUGUAUUGCAUGGCUUAAAGCAGAACAACAGAUUUAAUGAGACAGUAUUUUUAUUGAGUAAUAUUCUACAAAAUAUGUCAAAAGCACACUCAAAAGAAACAGUACGUUGCAUAUGAAACGUUCAGCUGAGAUUUAGCUGUCACAUGACAGGUACAUGACCUGUGUACUUUCACGGUCCAACAGUCUUUUGGAGUCUUCUCACUGUGACUUUGA